Molecule: messenger RNA, 1424 nt
Organism: Drosophila innubila
Lineage: Eukaryota; Metazoa; Arthropoda; Insecta; Diptera; Drosophilidae
Product: 3-oxoacyl-[acyl-carrier-protein] synthase, mitochondrial
Exons: 1
Coding region: 51-1355 (434 amino acids)
Biological process (GO): fatty acid biosynthetic process
Molecular function (GO): 3-oxoacyl-[acyl-carrier-protein] synthase activity
Source: RefSeq, a predicted model, not a curated record
GAUUUCUGUUAUUGUCCGCAUAAAUUUGCUGUUACGUUUGUCGUUGCAACAUGCGUUUAAUAUCACAAAUUCGAAGAGCUUCGACACAGGCCACCACACGCCGCCGAGUUGUCAUCACUGGAAGCGGUGCCGUCACACCGCUGGCCAACAAUGUUGCCGAGUCGUGGCAACGUUUAUUGGCGGGAGAAUCGGCGAUUUCUCGGCUCGGAGCUGAGUUUAAGGGACUGCCAUGUCAAGUGGCCGCACAAAUACCAAGGGAACGCUUGCAGCUGGACAAACAUCUGAGCAAGAGCGACCUAAAGCUAAUGAGUCCUGCCACACAAUUCGCAAUCCUUGCAGCGGACGAAGCACUGGCAGCGGCAAAACUCCAGCCAAGUGAGAUGACCGUUGAGCAGCGGGAAAGGUUCGGUGUGUGCGUCGGUAUGGGCAUGUUCGAUCUGUCCGAGGUCUAUGGCGCUUAUGAGCAACUCCAGCGUGGAUACAAUCGAGUCAGUCCGUAUUUCGUGCCGAGACUGUUGCCCAACAUGGCAUGUGGUCACAUUAGCAUGCGCCAUGGCUUGCGGGGACCCAAUCAUUCCGUGUCAACAGCUUGCGCAACCGGUGCUCAUGCCAUUGGGGAUGCUCUGCGUUUUAUACGCUACGGCGACGCCGACGUCAUGUUAGCCGGCAGUGGAGAGGCUUGCAUAGAUCCCCUAUCGAUUGCCGGCUUUUGUAGAUUACGCGCACUUAGUACCGCUUUCAAUGAUAACCCGACGGCAGCCUCGCGACCUUUUGAUAAAGCACGCGAUGGCUUUGUGAUGGGUGAGGGCUCCGCUGUGUUGCUGCUGGAGGAGCUGGAGCAUGCACGAGCCCGUGGAGCACCCAUAUUGGCUGAGCUGCUGGGUUACGGUCUAUCCGGUGAUGCACAUCACAUCACCUCACCCAGCGAUGAUGGAGCCGGUGCCACUUUGGCUAUGCGUCGCGCCAUUGCUGAUGCAGGCUUAACACCACAGGACAUUAGCUAUGUCAAUGCCCAUGCCACAUCAACGCCCACCGGAGAUCGCAUUGAGGCGCAUGCCAUUGGACGCGUCUUUGGCGAUCAUAAAUCAAACGUGUUUGUGUCCUCUACAAAGGGUGCACAUGGUCAUCUGCUUGGCUCCUCUGGCAAUCUGGAAGCUCUCUUUGUCGUCCACGCCUGUGCGGAAAACAAAUUACCACCUUCCAUAAACGUUGACAAUUUGGAUGUGGAUGUCAAUGUGGUGAGAAACACCUGCAAAUGGUCUGAGGAUCACAAUCGACGCAUUGCCCUUAAAAAUUCUUUUGGCUUUGGUGGAACCAACGCCUCUCUCUGUAUUUCCAGCUACACUGAAGAGUAGACAUGAAAUAUAGAUAUUUUGUAAAAUUGUUAUAGUUGUGUGUGAAUAAAAACUUUGUUAUACUUUAAA